This is a messenger RNA of Gigantopelta aegis, 861 nucleotides long. RefSeq names its product zinc finger protein 16-like. The transcript has a single exon. The record is from RefSeq and is a predicted model, not a curated record. The coding region runs from base 1 to 861 and encodes 286 amino acids. NCBI's taxonomy places the organism in Eukaryota, Metazoa, Mollusca, Gastropoda, Neomphalida, Peltospiridae.
AUGCCAUGGUUACCUAUAUUUAUGAAAUCAUUUCAAGAAUAUACCGAAAGCUUGCCUCGGGGUCUUGAGAUAGGAAGCUCCUGCAGUCUGGCAAACAGCAUCAUGAGAGAAGAGAUAAGCUGCAAGUCCUGUGACAUCACUAGCUCAGACUGCAUCCAUGACCAAAGGACUUCACCACUAAAUACUGCAUUCCAGAAUAGCUUUUCGGACAUCUUGGCUAAUUGUUUAAGUCACAUUUCACUUGGCCUAGAUAUCAAACACUCCAGCAAAGAUUCAGUGCCUACCAUACUGAGGAAUGAAACUGGAAUGAGCCAUUCAGUGCCCACCAUACUGAGGAAUGAAACUGGAAUGAGCCAUUCAGUGCCCACCAUACUGAGGAAUGAAACUGGAAUGAGCCAUUCAGUGCCUACCAUACUGAGGAAUGAAACUGGAAUGAGCCAUUCAGUGCCUACCAUACUGAGGAAUGAAACUGGAAUGAGCCAUUCAGUGCCUACCAUACUGAGGAAUGAAACUAGAAUGUGUCCCAUCUUCCACCACAGUAACGAGAAACCGUCUGCUAGCUGUGAGAGCAAAGUGAAUCGAUGUUAUAUAUGCUACAAGAUCCUACGAUCUUCUAGGUCUCUACUCACUCACUUACAGAGACAUGUCACUCUUCCCAGCUUCACAUGCACAGAGUGUGGAAAGUCCUUCUACAAAUCAUCCGAUCUGAAGAAGCACAAGCACAUCCACAAGGACAGCAAGCCUUAUGUCUGUGACUUCUGCUGCAGUUGCUUUAAUCAGAAGUCCAACAUGAUACGUCACCGCAAACUGCAUUUGAGACGCAAGAUUCAGGAAAUACUUGCGAAUGAUUUUACGCAAUAG